Balaenoptera acutorostrata (minke whale) is the source of this 742-nucleotide messenger RNA. RefSeq names its product cytochrome c-like. The transcript has a single exon. Gene Ontology annotation, biological process: mitochondrial electron transport, cytochrome c to oxygen; mitochondrial electron transport, ubiquinol to cytochrome c. Gene Ontology annotation, molecular function: electron transfer activity; heme binding. Lineage: Eukaryota; Metazoa; Chordata; Mammalia; Artiodactyla; Balaenopteridae. Gene Ontology annotation, cellular component: mitochondrial intermembrane space. The coding region runs from base 50 to 367 and encodes 105 amino acids. The record is from RefSeq and is a predicted model, not a curated record.
UUGUGAGCGGGAACCUCUUAGUCGUGCACGGAGAAAGAACGAUUUAAAAAUGGGUGAUGUUGAGAAGGGCAAGAAGAUUUUUGUUCAGAAGUGUGCCCAGAGCCAUACUGUGGAAAAGGGAGGCAAGCACAAGACUGGGCCAAAUCUCCGUGGUCUGUUUGGGCGAAAGACAGGUCAGCCUGUCGGAUUCUCUUACACAGAUGCCAACAAGAACAGAGACAUCACCUGGGGAGAGGAGACACUGAUGGUGUAUUUGGAGAAUCCUAAGAAGUACAUCCCUGGAACAAAAAUGAUCUUCACUGGCAUUAAGAAGAAGGGAGAAAGGGCAGACUUGAUAGCUUAUCUCAAAAAAGCUACUAAUGAGUAAUAGUUGGCCACUGCCUUAUUUAUUAUGAAACAAAUGUCUCAUGACUUUUUAUGUGUACCAUAUUUAAAUUGAUCUCAUAUACUAGAAUUCAGAUCAUGAAUGGAUGAUGUAGUAUUUCUGUCCUGAUUUGAAUAAGAUUGGCUUGUGGCUAAAUGAAUAUGGUCAGCUUUUUGAAUUUUGAUAGUUAAUUCUGGUUCAACAAGUACUAUCACCGUUUUCCCCUUCUAAAGAGAUGAUUAAACUUGAAUAAGGAAUGUUAAACUUUUCAGGGAUAUGGUGAAUGCCUUCUCAAACCCUAUAGGAGAUUGGUUUUAUAUUUAGAUUUCUAUAACUGGUUAUAUUAAUAUAUUUAAAUAUUGAGAAGCUCCCUUCACU